AUGACAUCUCUGUGCUAUUUAAUACACAUUGAGGAUUUAGAGUCAGCAGUCUUGGAGUUUUUGUAUAAUGGCAUGUGUAAUGCACGUCAAUUCGGCCAUAAUGACAUGAGCGGCUGGGCUGUAUUGGUGCAGGUUUGGGCUUGGGAGCGCAUUCCAAGGAUUCAACCCAUCAGGAACGUCGUGCCUCCUAAUCCUAUUAUGGAUCCAGAAGCGCCAUUAGCUCAUAGGGCUAUACACAAAGGAAAUAAGGGGACUUGGAAAUCAGGCAAGGGAUGGAAGGCAUUUCAUGAUGAUGUCAACCCGCAUUGGGAUAAUAGGAUAUCUAAUAUGGCCGACACCCUCAACGAUAUUUAUCACAUUGUUGAUAAGUAUUGUACCAAGUACCCGACCAGAGACCAUGCCCUUAAUGCAAUGAUUGAGGAGGUACUCAAUAGCUCCUUAACUGCCUUGACUAUUGGUCCUGACGCUUUGAACACGGUGUCUAGUCAGAGACUUGUAGAAAGUCAACCGACUCUAUCCCAACAGCCGCAACCCUCUCCAAAGAAAGCUCCCAAAAAGAACAUUGGAGGUGGAAGAAAGAAACACAUGCCUCGUCCCUUACAAACCGACUAUGGCCAAUCAAGCGCGGAUCGGAGAAUUGUUCCAUUUUGUGAUCCUACGAUAGUCGAUGAGAAAGGACAUGUGGUUUCGUUUUGUGCUAUUUUGUGUUGA
This is a messenger RNA of Oldenlandia corymbosa var. corymbosa, 711 nucleotides long. The record is from the annotation of a GenBank genome assembly. NCBI's taxonomy places the organism in Eukaryota, Viridiplantae, Streptophyta, Magnoliopsida, Gentianales, Rubiaceae.